Stegodyphus dumicola is the source of this 1470-nucleotide messenger RNA. RefSeq lists its product as uncharacterized. The record is from RefSeq and is a predicted model, not a curated record. Lineage: Eukaryota; Metazoa; Arthropoda; Arachnida; Araneae; Eresidae.
UAUAGGAUGCCAGAGUGAAGACGAACCCACUGGAAAAAAAAUGGCUAAUAUUUUUGAAGAGAUGAUAAAAAACGCCAUGGCUGAAAGACAGAAAUACGAUAGAAUUUCAGGGAAUAAUGAUAAAGAACAAAAUAAAGAACAAACUACUCCAAGAAAUUCGCCGAUGAGCAUUAAACUUUGUGCCGAAGACCAUGAAUGCAGAGAACAAAAAGUAUUAAAAUGGCUUAAAGAUUAUGUGCAUCGACACGAUGGAAGAUGUUCUAAGACCAGUGUUAUACCUGAAUUUAGUAAAGAAGAUGACAUUACGUUCGAAAAUGAAAAAGUAACAAGUUGCGUCCGGGAGAUCAAAGAUGAUAUACAACGACGUGACGGAGGUAAUUUUAAAGACUAUAAAAAAGUGUAAUAAUUGUAGAAUUAGGGAAGAGAGUUGUAUUUUUGUUCUCUUUUCCAAAAGCUGAUGUGACGUUUAAGAUAUUAACCAAUUUUUUUUUUCUGAAACUAAUCUGUCCCCUUUCAUUUCAAAAUACAUACACACUUACAGUUACAGUAAGUUCUUGUGAAAGAAUUCCAAAUCGAACUGGUUCCAUUUACAGGUUAUCUUUUCCGUAUCCCUCGUUAAGAAUUUUUAACCUCAGUUGCGGAAAAAAAAAGUUCCAUAAACCAUCACCCUAAUCCUUUACAUUGUCAUAUUCCUGUCCCUUAAGAAAGUUAUUUAAUAUGCUUGAAAGAGGUGAAAAUCUGUUGGAGCAAUAUUAAAUGCAUAUGGUGGAUGCCAUCCAAGAUCGUAUAGUACCUCUAAGUUCCCUGGAAUCUAGACAGAUGUACGGGUCUUGCAUGGCAGCGAUGAAAUACAGGUCUCAGAUUCACCAGCGAUGGGCACUUUUCUGGCACAGCAUUGCAAAGGCGGUCUGUGUGAGGGAAGUUAAAGAUACCAUUUAAAGUUUCGUUUGUUGUGAAAGCUCUCCAUAAAUUACUUCUAUGAAAUCCCACCAGAUACUUAGCGAAAGCUUUAGUGGAUGUAAUCCUUAUUUUGCGAUAGAUUCUGGCUAUUUGUAUGGCCUAUAAUCAAUCUAACAUCACUGAAUAUUCUUACUUUGCUUUGUUUCCGAGCUGCUUCUCACCUUUACGGAAGCGCUAAGACCAGAAUUAGCAUAUGGAGGAUCUGGCAUUAUAUGCUACAUUUACAACGUACUCUUUCUGCCUCACUAUAUUCCACAUCAUACUCAUAUUCUAUCGCUAGUUUUGAUGAAACAUUCCUGAUGCAUUCUGCUGAGAAAGAUUUAAAACAAAACAAACAGUCUCUUCAGUCGGUUUCUUUCCAGUAACGAAGAUUAUGUAUCCAAAUGUCAAAUUUAUCGCAAAUUCCAAGGCAUGAAACUCGCUGUCUAAUGUCUUCCAUGAUGCUUUAAAACAGGAUUAUACGCAAUUCAUAUAUCAUUGGAAUCCAGACUUUGCUUAUAGCAUUAUUUU